ACGCGGAAAAACUGCACGCGGAGAGGUGAUCACGCAAAGGAAGUUUCUACAGUUAAAAAGAGAAAGACGUGCAUCAGAUGUUUGUCAGCAGAAGAUCUCAGCCGUCUUUCUAAGGCCCAUGGCAGUUCUGGGCGUUCAGAGAUGAGUCUGACACCCAUUCUUGAAGAAACGCUGAUCAAACGUUCUCAGCAGAAGAAACGGACGUCUCCGCUCAACUAUAAGGAGAGAGUGUUUGUGCUGACCAAGAGCAAGCUGACGUACUAUGAGCUCCGAGCCGAGAAGAGGUUCAAGAAGGGUUCGGUGGAUCUGCAGAGGAUCAGGUGUGUGGAGAUCGUGAAGAGCAGCACCACCAUCAUCCCCUGCCAGAACAAAUAUCCCUUCCAGGUUGUUCAUGAUUCCAUCAUGCUGUAUAUUUUUGCUCCCAGUAAUGAGAGACGAAGCGUUUGGGUCCAGAACCUCAAGGAAGAGAUCAAGAAUAACGUUCAGAUCGCAGCUAAGUUCCACCCUCAGUUCUGGCAGGAGGGCGAGUGGCUGUGCUGCGGGCAGGUGGAUAAACUCGCCCUGGGCUGCGAGGGAUACAACCUGUUCGGAGACAGUAAGAGUCCUGCAAUAUGAACCAAUUCAGCACAGUUCACACUGGGUCGCUAAAUCAAUGCAGAAUCAACAUAAAUACUACAUAUUGUAAUAACAAAUAACAUGUUGAAAAUCAUACAUGUUUAGCUCAUUUCUAAAUGCAUGUUAAUGAUCUUAAUGUGAACGAUUCAUCCAUGUAUGUUCCCUUUCUACUUUUUUUUAUUUUUAAUAAGAAUGUCAUAAGUGGAUCUUCUCUCUAGUGUCAUAUGCAGGAUUUCUCCAAUCAAGAAACUCCGCCCCUUUAUUAUAAUCCACGGCAAGCUCACAUUAAGACCCGCCUCCAUUUCUGAGAGCCACACCCAC
Molecule: messenger RNA, 936 nt
Organism: Sinocyclocheilus grahami
Lineage: Eukaryota; Metazoa; Chordata; Actinopteri; Cypriniformes; Cyprinidae
Product: tyrosine-protein kinase Tec-like
Exons: 5
Coding region: 142-615 (157 amino acids)
Biological process (GO): intracellular signal transduction
Source: RefSeq, a predicted model, not a curated record